AUGGAUGACGAUUAUGUCGCCCAGGUCCUUGCUAAAGAGGCGCGGGACAGCUCUCAGAAGUACUCGACUGAGGGUGUAGGCGCCUAUAUGCCUCGCAAACCGGCAGGCAACGCUCCUAAGCCAAAUACCCGAUUCCUUCGUCAUCUUAUUAAAGAGACGGAUAGUCACAACACGGCACUCAAACGCAAAGAAGAGGGGGAUGCCAAGAAACGCAUGCAGGAGCUUAAAGGCCAGACUACCGCUGCAUCAAAAUCCACAUCUCGCAGAGGGCAUCAUUUAGACCGCGCCCGAGACUCGGAGAAGCCAGGCAGAGACGACCGCAAGGAACGACACCGAUCCUCUCGGCGAAGACAUCGAAGCCGCUCUACAUCUACCGACAGAGAUCGUUCACGACGACAUCGACGAAGGGACGAAGAUACAAGGGACAGACAUAGAGAUACCGAUCGGGAGCGCACCGAACGGCGACGGGAACGCCACAGACACGAGUCUUCUCGAAAAGACCGGAGAGAAAGAGAGAGAUCCUACUCAAGAUCUCGCAGUCGAUCGCCACGCAAAGAGCGUAGCUCCCGAUCCCACCGCAGCGAACGAUCCCGUCGAUCCGAGUCCCCUCCUCACCGAUCAUCCCAUUCACACCGCACACCACGAGAAUCGGACCGACGAUCUCAACAUAAUGAUAAUAAAUCCUCUCGCCAACACCGGCUGUCUCCUCCUGAACCAUCAGUAAACCGCAGACGAAAAUCCCCGACCCCACCCACAUUACGACCAGUUGAGUCCGACGACGAGUCAGAUCCCCUGGAAGAUCUUGUCGGGCCCCUCCCAGCCAACGAAGCGCCCGUUCGCUCACGAGGCCGUGGCGCCUACAAAGCCAAUACCAGCAAUAUUGACUCACACUUUGCAUCAGACUACAACCCUGCACUCGAUAUUCAGCCGGACCAUGACGAUGAACGCACAGCAACCAAGGCCACCCGUCGCGCAGUCUCGGGCCUCAUGACUGGCGAUGAUGAUUGGGAUACUGCUAUGGAGGCAUUACGGGACCGUGCGCGUUGGAGACAGAAGGGCGAGGAGAGAUUGCGAGCUGCUGGGAUCGGAGAAGAGACAAUUGGUCGGUGGAAGACUGAAUCUGCUCCUUCCUCUGGCGUGACUGGGGAGCGUGAUGUCGAGGAUGUCCGCUGGUCCAAGAAGGGUGAGGGGCGUGAGUGGGAUCGGGGGAAGUUUGUGGAUGACGAUGGACAUAUUGGUGUCCGAGCUGCCUGGCCCUAG
This is a messenger RNA of Penicillium verhagenii, 1260 nucleotides long. RefSeq lists its product as uncharacterized. Lineage: Eukaryota; Fungi; Ascomycota; Eurotiomycetes; Eurotiales; Aspergillaceae. The coding region runs from base 1 to 1260 and encodes 419 amino acids. The transcript has 2 exons. The record is from RefSeq and is a predicted model, not a curated record.